GUUUGUGUUUUAUACCAAUUACAGAAUGCCGGCUGACCGCAGAAUAUAGCUGGCAGAAUGUUAGAAUCGUCCACAGUUGCUGCUGACUGAAGAUCAACCUCAAAACCAUCUCUCACUGACAGGAUAAAAAACAGAGAAGGAGGAUCGCGAUUAGGGGAGCAGAGGAGAGAGCUGGCGUCUCCUGCGACUCUCAUUUACAGCAUUCAUUUGAAUCGUGGAGGACGGAAAAGACCGAAACUUUGCCUUGUUUUGUUUGGAGGCGACAGGAAAACCUCGAACCCCCUCCAGCUAAACAACCGAAAACAAGUCCAGAUGUUUCAUGUCUGAGGGUCGCUGUCAUACGAGACCAGAACAGAAGACUCAUCCAGCUCUUCAUCCGAAAUCUCGCUUCAUACUUUGAGGCAGAACUAAAUUGGUCUGGUGAGAAUGGAGCUGAAGGUUUCAGUUGGAGGUGUUUUCAUGAGUUUGCUUGUUCUCUGGAAUGUUUGUGACUCUGUUCAAACUCAUCAGGACGCGAAUCACCCGCGCAGCGACGAGACCGUAAUCAACCUCUUGGAAGCUCUUAAUGUCACUCGCUCUCCCCACGGGGUGCGUAAGGUCAAAGGUCGUGACCCAGAAACGCCGGCUUGGCGUUUCCGUUCCAAAACGCCUCAUCUCAAACUACCCCAGAAAGUUUUGGACUACCUCUUCAACACCUCACAGGGCAUCCUGGGUUUGCACCUGGUGGGCCUUCAGAACAAAGGCUCGGAGGCCACCCUCAUCUCCUUCACCUCCUCUGCCGAAGGCCCCCUGCUGGAGCUCGUCUCUAACACCAAGGCAGACUGGCUGCAGCUGGAGUUCCGGUCACCGGACGGCAAUCGGAAUGAGGUGUUGAAGGUGCCGGGCGGGAGUCCGUUCACGGGUAGAGGUUGGGUGAGGAUGGCCCUGAGUGUGGAGCCCAGGCAGGUGGUGCUGUAUGUGGACUGCCAGGAUGUUGUGGUGCUCAAACUGAAAGAAGGGGGACGAAUCUUAAGUCUGGACUUCCCACAAGAUCUGCAGGUUACCUUCUCCAGCACAGCAGGAAAAAAAUCCAGCAAGUUCAACGGUGGUUGGCAGACUGCUGAACUCUCUACCAGGGCAUAUGAGAAGCGUCCGUGGUUCUGUGACAAUGUAACAGACUCCCUUCCGGACGCAGUCAUUCCUACCAUGCCUGCAAUGGAUGACCUGGACAUGAUGCAAGAUCAGGCUCACCGUGGAGAUGAAAUAGUAUCAGCUACAGCAAACCUUCUUGAUCCAGACACGCGUCUUAGCAAACUGGAGAACAAUCUGUAUAGCAUCAGGGCCCUGCUGGACAUGCUGAAAAGUCAGAACACGGCCCUGCGGGCGAGAGUUGAAUAUCUGGAAACCUGUGAGUGUUCGAAACAGAAGUGUGUGUGGGAAGGACAACAGAAAGAUGAAGGGUCCCGCUGGUCUCCUGACAGCCGCACCGUCUGUUUCUGCACCCAUGGGAGAGUUCAGUGCGACCGCUCGAGUGAAUGCAGCUUUCAUGGCAAUAUCUAUAGUAAUGGUGAUGUCUUCGACCCAGACGACUGCAACCGUUGUACAUGUGAUCAUGGAAGAGUAGAGUGUAAUGUGAAUCCAUGUCCAUCACAGUCCUGCCAGCAACCGCCUGCUCCUCAGGAAACGUGCUGCCCUGUCUGCCAAACAAGAUGUGAAUACGAGGGUGAGUUCCAUGAGAAUGGUGAUGUUUUUGUUUCGAGAUCAAACCCUUGCCUCCAGUGCACCUGCUCUAACAGUCAGGUGAGAUGCGACCCCGUGCACUGUCAGCCCACCACGUGUCCAACCUCCUACAGGAGACCUGGAGAGUGCUGUCCUACCUGCUCUGCAUGCAGUGUGGACGGUCGGCCGUACAACGGCUCUUACAGCACAGUUGAUGGCUGCCAGACCUGUACUUGUCAGGCUGGGAAUCAGGCGUGCGUUGAUGUGCAGCAGUGUCCACAGACGUGUCAGGAUGGCGUGAGGCCGCCGUUCGGCUCUUGCUGCAGAGAUUGUUCCCGCUGUAACUUCGAGGGGCAGGUUAUCCUCGACGGCGUCUCUGUUCAACCCUCCCGUGAUCCCUGCAAACGCUGUGUGUGCAAUUCAGGGAAUAUAGUCUGUGACACCGAGUCGUGUCCUAAACUUCCCUGUAAUUUGGUGGAGACUGAAGGUAGACAGUGCUGUCCCAGGUGUCGAAGUUGUGUCCAGGACAGUGUGCGGCACCUGCACGGCUCUCAGUGGAAGCUUUCUAAUGACCCCUGCACGACUUGUACAUGCACGGAGGGUCAGGUUCAGUGUGAGAGUGAGCGCUGUGAUAUCCACUGUAGGAACCCAGCCUCUCCUCCUCUUGGAUCCUGCUGCUCUGUCUGUGAUGGUUGCAGUGUUAAUGGAAUAGACAUCCCGAACAGGAUGACACUGCCGCAAGGAUCUCCAUGUGAUCCCACGUGUACAUGUGAGAAUGGGAAUAUUAAUUGCGUUCAGUUACAACCCUGCCCACCACCUUCCUGUCAUAAUCCAGUCCAGAGACAAGGAGAAUGUUGUGCACGAUGUGAGGAGUGCAGAUAUGAGGGCGAGGUGUACGUAGACGGUCAAGUCUUUACGUCUAAACAGGAUCCACGUUUAAGAUGUCAGUGCUCGGGUGGACAAGUGACGUGUGAAUCGGCAUCAACUUCAUGUUCACCUCAGAGAUGCGAGCACCCAACAAAACCACAUGACCAGUGCCGUCCGAGUUGCAACACUUGUGAAUAUGAAGGAAGCGUUUACGAAAAUGGACAAGAGUUCAGGCCUCCCGGUGGCGGUCCAUGCAUUCAGUGUUCAUGCCAGAAUGGUAAUGUGAGAUGUCAUCAGGAAAGAUGCCCAGCCUUGAGUUGUGCAGUUCCUACUCCAGCCCCUCCUAACACCUGCUGUCCAGUGUGUGGAGGAUGUCUGUGGAAUGGUAUUCAGUAUGAGGAAGGAGCCACGUGGGCUGAGGCUGACCAAAGAUGUUCUUGUAAUGGCGGACAGGUGACGUGUAGUAGCAACUGUCCCCAGACAAACCCCGCGCCCUGCCCCCCCAACCCCACAAGUCAUGGGUCCUGUGGGCAGUGCCAGUACAAUCAACGCAUGUAUGAAAAUGGCCAAACAUUCCAGGACCCGGAUGAUCCCUGUAGGACGUGCACCUGUCAGGAUGGUCACACAAGAUGUGCUUCAGCAUCAUGUCCCCAACAGACGUGUGGUAAUGCAUACACUCCUCCUGGAGACUGCUGCCCCCAGUGUCCAGUGAAUCCAUGUGAAUACGAUAACCGCGUCAUUGCUCAUGGAGAUACAUUUCCAAAUCCUUCGAAUCCAUGUGAGGAUUGUGUUUGCAGUGAGGGAAAUGUGAACUGUGGCAAUCGUGAGUGUCCGAGGCCGAACUGUAACAAUCCCCGGCCGGGGACGUGCUGCCAAAACAACUGUAAUGGAUGUAGAUAUGUGGGUAAUGACUAUCCAAAUGGAAUAGAAUUUCCUCAUCCAACAGACAAAUGCAGGACUUGCCGUUGUACGAAUGGUAACGUCCAGUGUCUGAUGACGCGAUGUCCACCAGCGAAUUGUGCUGGUGCAUUUGUCCCAUCAGGAGAGUGCUGCGCCCAGUGUCCAGCACACUCUUCUGACUGCACUAUUGAAGGACGGCAAUAUACUCACUUGCAGCAGUUCCACCAUCCUGGUGACAGCUGUCAAUCAUGCUCCUGCACCAAUGGGGUGGAGAGCUGCCGCCGCAGGCCCUGCCCUUCUGCUGUCUGCCCUCACCCCGUAAUUCAAGAGUGCUGUCGCACUUGUGAUGGCUGCAUGUAUGAUGGCCAGGAGUAUCAGAACGGUCAGGAGUUCUCAGACCCUGCUGAUCCCUGCGGUCGUUGCAUGUGCAGGAAUGGUCACGUGACCUGCAGCAAGAUGGGAUGUCACAACCCAGGAUGUAGUAACCCUACUCCUCGGCCAGACCAGUGCUGUCCUGCGUGUGAUGGCUGUCUGUACCACGGUCGUGAUUGUGGAAAUGGAGAACGCUUCCCUGAUCCCACCAACCAGUGUCAGGACUGUACUUGCAUGAAUGGAAGUGUGUCAUGCACACCCGUGUCCUGUCCAGAGGCACCUUGCAGGCAACCUGUGCGUCUUCCAGGCGAGUGCUGUCCCACGUGCUUAGGCCAGGACGGAGCCCAGUUAUGCGACAGGAGGGAGUGUCCUCAGCAGUGCACACAUCCGGGGGACACUACGGGCUGCUGUCCGGUGUGUGACCGCUGUCUGUUUGAAGGGCAGAUAUACGGAAACACACAGACGUUUUACGCCCCCUCAGACCCCUGCAAGCGCUGCGUGUGUCAGAGCGGCUCUAUUAGUUGCAGCCCGGUCACCUGUCCCACGGUUUCCUGCCAUAACCCCAUCACCCUGCCGGGACAGUGCUGCCCACAGUGCAAAGGCUGUAUUUAUGAUGGCGUCGAGCACCUUGAAGGCAGUACCUGGUUUGCAUCCAGCAGUCCCUGCAUGUCCUGCAUGUGUGUGAAUGGAGUGACCACAUGUUCGAAGGUCCACUGUCUGUCCACCUGUGUAAACCAGAUCAGCGUGCCAGGCGAAUGUUGCCCGGUGUGUGCAGACUGUGUGUAUAAUGGCCGUGUGUACAGCCCUGGAGAGAGUUUCCAUCCCUCUGAUAACCCGUGUGAGAUCUGCACCUGUGAGGUGAUGCCAGACGGAGGACAGCACAUGCGCUGUUACAGGAAGCAGUGCCCGAGUCUGGUGGACUGUCCUAAACACAACAUUCAAUACAGCGAAUCUGACUCCUGCUGCCCUGUCUGUGCACAGCCCCUCAGUAAUUGCACAGCUACACUGAUCGGUAAUGAAGUGCUGGCCACAGAUGAUCCCUGUUUUACCUGUCAGUGCAAGGAUUUGACGUGGACGUGUAUCCAUCGGGGCUGUCCUCCUCUCAGCUGCCCUCCAGCUGAUCAGCACACACCGCCGGAUUCCUGCUGCCCCAUCUGUGAUGAGUGCGUAUUAGAGGGCGAUCAAACCCGUGUGCCAAACGGCCGGAGAUGGACAGACAAGGAGAACGAGUGCGUCACCUGCAUCUGUAAUCAAGGGCAUAUCAAGUGUGAUCUGCAGGAGUGUCCUCCUCUUGAAUGUCCGGAUGGAUCGAUCAAAGUGAAGAACACUGAGAAGUGCUGUCCUGAAUGCACAGCCAUCAUAUCUGUAUUUUACGCCAAAGAAGCUCAUGAACACUGUGUGUACGACAAACAGCGGUACAACCACAAUGACCACUGGGAGGUGGACGAGUGUACAUCCUGCUCCUGUGUGUAUGGAGACGUGCACUGCCAAACCCAGAGAUGCCCAUCACUCACGUGUGCCUCGGAUGAAACGCCAGUUCAGGUACCGGGAAUGUGUUGUCCUCACUGCAUUCCUCACCCCGCCACCUGUGUUGUGUUUGGAGACCCUCAUUACCGAACGUUUGAUGGAAAGAUGGUGAACUUCCAGGGGACGUGCACAUAUGUUCUGGCUCGGGACUGUGAGGGCGGAGACUUCAGUGUUCAUGUGUCUAAUGAGGACCGGGGACGUAAGGGAGUGUCUUGGACUAAAGAAGUGACCGUGUUAAUUGGAGAUACUGUGGUACAGCUGCUUCAGGACUGGAUUGUCAAGGUUGAUUAUGAGCCAGUCUCUCUGCCGUUUCUUAAAGAACCGUAUGUUUACCUGGAGCGCAAGACCAACACCAUCCUCCUGAACACCAAUGUUGGGCUGAAGGUGUUGUGGAAUGGGCGUUCUCAUCUGGAAGUCAGUGUUCCUGGUACCUACAAGAAGAAGAUGUGUGGCUUAUGCGGCAACUUCAAUAACUAUUCUCAGGACGACAUGAAACUACGCAACGGACAAAUCACCACCUCUGAAGCAGUGUUUGGAAACAACUGGAAGGUGGGCAGUGGAAAUUCAAGUCUUCAGUGUCCUGACGUAAAAAAUAUUAAUCCAUGUAAUAAAGCUGGUUACUCGGCCCGUAAGACUGCGAACGCUCGCUGUGCAGUGCUGAAGUCCCCCGUGUUUAAGCGCUGUCAUAAGCUGGUGCCACCCGAGAUGUUCUAUGCUUCAUGCGUGUAUGAUCUGUGUGCCUGUGGAUCCAAUAUGGACGAGUGUUUGUGUGAAGUGUUGGAGGCUUACACGUCUGAGUGCCGUGAGGCUGGAGUUAUCCUGCAGUGGAGAUCGCCAACACUCUGCGCCGUGGGUUGUCCGUUGGACCGCGGUUAUGUGUUUGAUGAAUGCGGGCCGCCGUGUCCUAAGACGUGUUUUAAUAAAGACGUGCCGCUUGGCGUGAUCGAGGCUCACUGCUUCAAACCCUGUGUGCCGGGAUGCCAGUGUCCAGCUGGCCUGGUGGAACACAAUGCCCACUGCAUCGCCCCUGAGAAAUGCCCAAAAAUUAUCCUUGAGAAUCUCAGAAAGACCCGAAAAUUUCACCAAACAUCACGUGGAAUCAACUCAGUUAAUCUUGAUAUCUGAUGAACCACAACAAGCUCUUCAAGUCAGCAUGAACUCAGAAUUUGCUUCAUUUCUUUUUCAUUCGUAUUCCUGGUCUUAUUCUGUAAGAUUCAUCAGUACAUCCUAUUUCAAAAAAUGUUUUUAAUAUUAAAAAAUAUAUAUAUAUAUAAUAUCCCGUUGAAUUCAGAAAUACAUCAAAUUACUAUGGAUGCUUGUUUCCGUGUGCUUUUUAUCUCACCAUUCAAACUCUCAGGAUUCUGAUAAAAAUAGAACUGUGAGAUAAAAUCUCAGAAUAGGCUUCCCCAAAUUGCGAAUGGAGUUUUAUGUUGACUUUAAAAAGCAUAUUUAAUUGUUGCUUUAUAUCUCAAACAACAUAAACAGUCUUCUACUGUAUACUGCAUUUAGUUGUUGAGUUGUUUCAUUGGUGCUACUGUGUGUAAGUGUUUCUGAGUGAUUAUAGGACACUGUUAACUAUUUUGAACUGCAAAUCUGCAUUGUUAUAUCUGCCCUUUUUUGAUAGGGCCUUCAUUUUUUGCUGUUGCACUGGUAUUUUGUUACUCUCUUUAAAUACAUAGUAUUAUAAGCAGUAUGUUAUAAAUAAAGGCUAAAUUGAACAGUGCCUUCACGUAAUUAUUUUGAGUUAUGUAUGUCAUUUUUUAUAUUCAUCAGAUGCAUUGGCACUCUCUGGAUGUGUAAACUGUCUUUUUUUGGUGUAAAUCAUAAUUUUUUUUUCUUAUUUAUGGGUACUUUGUGUCACAAUUACACAAAAAGUCCUACUUUUACUCAGCCUGUGUUUGUUCUUGUUUUGCAUCUAAAAUGGUUUAUUCGCAUUACCCUUUUAAUGAAAACAGUGACAUUUAAAAAAAAAAAAAGUGCAAUACUUUUUUCUACCAGUUGCUUUUAUUUGUUUUACACUAUUUGCAUUUGAAUAGGAACCGUUUGGGGAUGUGAGUCACCUGGAUGUGAAAUAAAAUUGUAUAA
This is a messenger RNA of Labeo rohita (rohu), 7449 nucleotides long. It is a transcript of the gene kcp, whose product is annotated as kielin cysteine rich BMP regulator. Bases 427 to 6489 code for a protein of 2020 amino acids. NCBI's taxonomy places the organism in Eukaryota, Metazoa, Chordata, Actinopteri, Cypriniformes, Cyprinidae. Gene Ontology annotation, molecular function: protein binding. The record is from RefSeq and is a predicted model, not a curated record. The transcript has 45 exons.